Drosophila willistoni is the source of this 3695-nucleotide messenger RNA. It is a transcript of the gene cnn, whose product is annotated as centrosomin. The coding region runs from base 66 to 3533 and encodes 1155 amino acids. Gene Ontology annotation, molecular function: calmodulin binding; microtubule binding; gamma-tubulin binding. Gene Ontology annotation, cellular component: microtubule organizing center; perinuclear region of cytoplasm; pericentriolar material. The transcript is spliced from 7 exons. NCBI's taxonomy places the organism in Eukaryota, Metazoa, Arthropoda, Insecta, Diptera, Drosophilidae. Gene Ontology annotation, biological process: positive regulation of microtubule polymerization; positive regulation of DNA-templated transcription; negative regulation of centriole replication. The record is from RefSeq and is a predicted model, not a curated record.
UUCCAAUUGUGCAUCUUCUAUAUAAAUUUUUAAAUCCUGUGAACGUCAUCCAGUGUUUAAGGAACAUGGAUGAAUCUAAGCAACCACUUAGAGAAUAUUGUGGUGGCAACGAUGUCAAUGCCACCUGUGCCUCGUCCUUGAAGGAAAUAACGCUAAUUGAGACAGUUACCAAUUUUCUGGAGGAGAACGGGGCUGCCGAAAUAGAACGCAAGGUUUUGAGGAAACUAGCCGAAGCCUUAUCUAAGAGCAUUGACGGCACAUGUCCCAGUGUUAUUCAAGAUGUGACCAUGGAAAAUUCAUAUGCCAGCUUCGAUGUGAAUCGACCACCAGGCGGCAAUCAAUCGCCCAUGAUCCUUCAGGGGCGCUCUGUGCGUGAGCUUGAGGAACAGAUAUCUGCUUUACGCAAGGAGAAUUUCAAUCUAAAGUUACGUAUUUACUUUUUGGAAGAGGGUCAGCCGGGCGGCAAAGCGAAUAGCCCAGGCGGGGAUAAUCUGUCAAAACAGUUGAUAGACUCAAAAGUUGAGAUUGAAUUGCUCCGCAAGACUGUGGCGGAUAAGACAGAAUUGCUGAAAGAUGCAGCCAGAGCUAUAUCGCGUCAUGAGGAGAUACAAAAGAAAUCUGAUAUGGAGAGUCAGGCUUUGAUUGAGCAACUGCAGCAACACAUACGCGACCACCAACAAUCAUCGGACACCAGUGCAUCCCCAAUGACCUGUCGGAGAUUUAAACGCAUGGAGACGGAGGUACAAAAAAUGGAGGCACAAUUGUUGGAAGCUGACAAAAACUAUACCGAGUCCAAGCAGAAAAUCGAGCAAAUGGAAAAGACAUUGCAGGAGCGUCAGGAGUCGCUGGAAACGUGUGAAGCGAAGAUUGAAGAAUUGGCCGUAAAGAAUGCCAAACUUCUAGAGCAAAUCGACCAGACUUCCGAAUCCAGCAAUCAGGCAAAUAACAAUCGUGAACUUGGCGCCGAGUUGGCCGACAAAAUCUGUGAACUUCAAGAUGCUCAAGAGAAAUUGCAAGAACGUGAACGUAUCCAUGAGCAGGCCUGUCGCACCAUACAGAAGCUAAUGCAAAAGUUGAGUAGCCAGGAGAAGGAAAUCCUUAAAUUGCAGUCCGUUACAAAGAAUGACGACAAAUCAUCACCAGAUGUGGGACCAACUUCAUUGCGCAGAUCUCUGAGCGAUACUGAGACCUGUUCCUUGGACAUCUCGCAUAGUCUUAAAGAGCGUUUGGAAAAUAAAAUUGCCAAACAUGAGGAAACUAUUGCAAAACUACAAACGGAGGUCAAAAAGAAAACGGCCAAUUUACAAAAUCUUGUCAAUAGGGAGCUUUGGGAGAAGAAUCGUGAAGUGGAGCGUCUUACACAAUUGGUGGCAGCUGCGACUCAACAGCCAGUUCCUGCUGCUGGAGUUGAUACAGUCCAAGAUUCGGGCUCCCCAGCUGAGACAUCAUUCACAGAAACGGAGUACAAUAGAGCUUUGGAGCGCAACAAAUUGUUGCAAUUGAAAAUCGAUGUGCUUAUCAAGCGUUUGGGUGAAAGUCAAGAGACUAGUGUACUGGUGGCCAAAUUGCAGCAUGAAUUAAGUUCGGCCCGUGCCGAUGCGGAGAGUGCCAACAAAUGGCGACUGGAAUGUGCCGAUGUCUGUGGUGUUCUAACAAAUCGUCUUGAAGAAUUGGCUGGAUUUUUGAAUUCCCUGCUUAAGCACAAGGACGUCUUGGGUGUCUUGGCUGCUGAUCGUCGUCAUGCCAUACGCAAGGCUGUAGAUCGUAGCCUGGAUUUGUCCAAGAGCCUGAAUAUGACUCUAUCCAUUACUGGUGUUUCGCUUGCCGAUCAAAGUCUUAGCCAAUUGUGCAAUCUAUCGGAGUUUCUGGAUACCGAGGGUGCUAAUGUUAGCAAUCGUACAUUUAACUCACACGAGGAGAUUCAUGCGGCCAGUUCAAAUCCCAACACCAUUGAAAAUCUAAAGGCCGAGAAUAAGGCUCUUAAACGGGAGCUGGAGAAAGAGAAACGUCGCAGCACAAACGAUGGAGGGGUGCGUAAGGAGCGACGAUCUCUGCCCCUGCCGCCGCAAAUAUCAAUCGACAAUCAAAGUGAAUCGGAGGCAUGGUCGGAACCAGAUCGUAAAGUUUCACUGGCUCGCAUUGGUCUCGAGGAGCACUCUGCCAGAGAGCCGCAACAGAAACAAAUAAGCGAAUCCGAAAGUGAUGCCCCCAGUUGUUCGGCCCGUCAGGAACGCAAUAAGGCGUAUGGCGAACGUAUUGCCCAGUUGGAGGAGCAGAUUGCCCAAAGAGAUGAACGUAUUUUGAGCAUCCAAUGUCAACUGGUUGAAUUAGACAAUCUAUAUAAGCAAGAACAGCUGCGUUGCAUGGACCUCUCACAACAGCUGGAGCAGUUACGUACGAUUAAUGAAGGCUUGACUGGAGAUUUGCGAGCCAUUGGUGACCAAGAGGAUCAGGCCAUGAUUGAACUGCAACGUCUUGUUGACCUCAAGACCCAGCAAAUUGAUCAGCUUAAAUUGGCACAGAGCACUCUUACAGCCGACGCCCAGGUCACUGAAAUGGAAUUACAAGCCGUUCAACAGCAAAUUGCUGAAAUGCAACAGCAACACGCACAAGCUGCCCAUGAGGCUCAAGAUCAGUUGUCACAAUGCCAAAUGGAGGCUAAGCAAAAACUCGAACAGGUGCGACGACAACAUCAAGAGGCUCUGGAACGUGAUUGGGUGGCAAUGGCCAUCUAUCAGGAGCAAGCACAACAACUACUGGAACUACAACGUUCUCUCGAAUAUCACCAAGAGAAUGAGAAAGAAUUGAAACAAACUCUGGUCGAGAAUGAACUGGCCAGUCGUUCCCUUAAGAAGCAAUUGGAUGAAAGCACACUGCAAGCUUCCAAGGCAGUUAUGGAGCGAACCAAAGCCUACAAUGACAAAAUGCAAUUGGAAAAGCAUUUGGACGAGUUGAAAACACAAUUAAAGACUCUUAAAGAGAGCCAAGAACAGCAACAGCAGCAGCAGCAACUACAGAAGAAAGGUCGUUCUCAGAGCAGCGAUGUAUCACAAUCGGGUUACACAUCCGAAGAGGUUCCCUUAUCCUUGGCGCCCUCAGUGUCUGCUGUGGUGGCCCAGCGUCUGAAUAACUCUUCACCCGAUUUGGGAAUAGAAAGUGAUGCAGGACGUGUUUCCAGCGCUGAACUAUCAACCACCCAGCGAGCUUUAUUAAAAACUGUAGAGUUUAAACUUGAACAACAGGCCACUCAAACGACUAAAGAUGAGCAACUAUCACCGGAAAGCAAGAAGGCAAUUGCAACAGAUGCCGCACCAACUCAAACUGCUCAUGACUGUGCCAAGGUAGAUCAAGAAAAUGCCGAAUUGAGGCGCAAAUUAACACGCACCAAGCGCGCAUUUGAAGACACCUAUGAAAAAUUACGACUGGCUAACAAAGCAAAAGCACAAGUUGAAAAAGACAUUAAAAAUCAAAUACUAAAAACCCACAAUGUACUCCGUAAUGUUCGCUCAAAUAUGGAGAAUGAGAUGAUUUGAUGAUGAUCAAUGAAGAUCGAUUGCCAGAGAGAGAAAAUGAGAGACCAAACUACAUUACUAAUUUGAAAUGCCAUCAUCUUGCCAUAUCUCUUAACUUAAAUAUGAUUAAUAUUAUUUUGUUUUGUCAAUUUAAAUUUCCUUUCACUUAUUUCAUUUGACUAA